Bactrocera oleae (olive fruit fly) is the source of this 267-nucleotide messenger RNA. NCBI's taxonomy places the organism in Eukaryota, Metazoa, Arthropoda, Insecta, Diptera, Tephritidae. The record is from RefSeq and is a predicted model, not a curated record.
AGGAAAAAUCUGCGCGUUAUCUUCAUCAAAGCGCCAGAAAGUAGUCCUCUCGAAAACGCUGCUCUCAAACUAGCGAAACAAGCGACAGAUGAGAAGACUGCCAUCUAUGUUUUUACCAAACAGACUGACAUUGGCAGCUUGGCGCAACAAUUGAAAAAUAUCGGAACACAAUCUAGUUCCAAGCCGGAAGUACACUUCGUCAAAUAUCGUACACCACAAGAUGCCGAAAAUGCACAACAAGCUAUUCAGCAACAGUAUGACAGUUUG